AUGGACCUCUACCAGGAGGCGGUGGAUUAUCUGGAGUCACAACAUGUAUCAGGUGAGAGAGUGGGGUGGACUUGUGUUUAUUUUCUUAUCGUAAAAAAGGAAACAUAUGAGAUUUAUUUUCUUUUUGGGGGUCACAACUCUCUCCAGAACUCAACGACCUGAGAAAACUGAAAGUCAUGUUUUUGUUUUGGUUGAAAAUGCACCGUCACUGCUUUAGAUUUGAAGGGUAAAUGCACAUUUAUUCAGGCAUCAAGGAGGAAGUGUGUAUGUAUAGAAACUCAUCUGUUAUUACUCAUAAACUUCCACAUGUGUAAAUGUGUUUGUGUGCAGUUGAAGCAGAGGUGGACGCCUUGGAGGAGGAGGAUGUGUUCCAGGAGGAGGCAGCGUCGCCUUUACUCUCUCCUCUCCACCAUGAGACCCUAGAUUUCCCAGAAACCCUUGUGAGUAUGGGUCAUUCUUAUGAGAUGUAUUUGGUGGUUUCUUUAUUUGUUGAAUUUAAACUGUCCCCUACUUCAAACUAAAACAAAAGUAAUGUUUGUCUUUAAACUUUACCUGCUUAUUUCUUUGUCAUUCAGACCUUACACAGCCCAGAGGAGUUGCUUGAAAGGAGGCUGGUGGUCCUUAAAGGCAUCCUGGAGGCUGAGGAGGUUUAUCUCAGAGAGCUGGAGGCUCUGCUGAUGGUAACAUAACAACUUUAUCUAUCUUAUAUACGCAUCAACAUUUCAACGUCAGCUCAUAAACUCUCAUUAUUUGGCUGUUGCAAAAAAGGGGAAACCUGUGGUGAGGUGAUUAGCCUACUAUGACUGUCAACUUCCUCUGUGUUGUUGAAAAAUUAACAUGAGCACACGAGUGACCGGUCUGUAGUUUUUAAAGUGUUUUCAGCAGUCACGUGCGCGUUUUCCUUUCUGUGGUUAGCGUUGUGUGGUACAGUGCAGCUCGAAUAGAAAGUAGGUUCACAUCUCAUGUGUAAAAAUAUACGUGUGAGCACGCUGUUGCUUCUGGACAGGAUACAGAACGAGUUGUUUCUUUUGUUUUCACAAGUUUUGAAUGCUUGAAUGUUACUUCAUAACGUUUGAAAUUAACUUUUCAGACAUGAUAGAAAUGAACGAUAGAAAUGAAAUAUAUGCAGAUACACUUGUUAGAGACUAAACUAUGAUUGCCUCGAUGUAGUGGUCCGAAAUAUGAAAAAUGGCUCAUCUUACCCCACUCUCCCCUAUGUGCCAAAGUUUAGAGGCUUCUCAAAUGUAUGCAAAUGAAGCUUCGGGGUUAAAAGUAGACUUUACACUUCUCUUCACACCUCACCACUCGCCUUUUUUCUCACUCUUUUUUUGUUUCUUUCUCACCCACAUCGGUCAGCCUCUGCUUGUGCAGCCUCAUGAUGAAACGGAUCCUUUUCUGUGUUUUUGUAGCCCAUGAAAGCUCUGCGGGCCGCGGCGGGGACCUCACAACCACUUCUGUCCAGUCGUCAGGUCCAGACUGUUUUCUACCAGGUUCCCGAGCUCAGAGACAUGCACCAGAGCUUCUACUCGGACCUGAAGGCCAGGUUGAGUGCGUACUGUCAGGAUGAACCUCAGCUGAGUGAGGAGGGAGAGACACACCAUCCAGGUUUUGAGCUGAUAGUGGGGGACCUCUUCCUGAAAAUAGUAAGUUCUUGUCAGGUGCAAAUAUUGACUUGACUCCCCGUAAAAAUUCUAACAAAAGGUUUUUCAGCUGUUUUUUUUUUAAUAGUAUUAGAUGUCCUUAAUAACAUACUAAAAGUUUACCAAAGUUUGACUGCUAGAAAGGUGUCAUUUUCAAGAUGGCGUCCAUGGACUCUGGCACGUUCUUGAGGUUCUUGGUUCUCUCUCUGUCAUCUUUAGGUGAACCAGCUCGGUCUGUACGGGGGUUUCAUCGGAAACUAUGAGGAAGCUGUGGAAAUAGUCAGAAAGUGUUCCCUCUCAGAUGAACGUUUCAGGAUUCUGGCCCAGGUACAGCAGAGCCCACUCUUUAGGUCACAAACCACAUGUGAGGUUAUUCCCUUCAGUCUGACGUUGAUUUUCACUUUAACAGAGCAUGAUGACUAACGGCUCAGACAAUACUCGGACCAAAUACACACUUGAAGGUACUUCCUCUGAUUUAUGUCUUUAUUCUAGCAGCUCUAACUCUACAUUGACUCACUGUUGUUGUUUUUAUUUUUGCAGCUCUGUUGUACAAACCUCUGGACAGAGUCACUAAAACAACACUAGUGCUGCGUGUGAGUGAAUCCAUCCACUCUUGACGCUCUUAUUCUCUGAUUUUGCUCGUCUUUUUUUCGUUUCACUUUUCACUUUGUCUUCUCUAAAGGAUCUCCUGAAGACGACACCGGCUGAGCAUAAAGACUAUCCCUCCUUACAGGAAGCUCUGAGAUUGUCUUGCAGCUUCCUGUCUGGGGUCAAUGAGAAUUCACAGAGCAGACGAGAGGUCACGCUCAGUCACGGCAUGGUGAGAAACGAAAUCUAGAGAGGACGGGGUUUAAUAUGCCUCAGAUCUCUCAGUAUGUUAAAGGGAUAUUCCACGUAAAAUUAAUUUAGGGUCAAACACACUGUAACACCGCGUUAGACACCCCCUCGAGAGAUGAAUAUUGCCGACCGCUUACUUCUCUAGUUAUACCAACUUUAGUAACAACCGCACGAUAGCAAUACACAGUGGUCUGAGGCGCCAUCAUCAAACCUCAACCAAAAAGCCACACUAUAGCCACAAAUAAUGCUCAGAACAGCACCUAACUUCAUCAACAGUACAUAUAGGAUCCCAGCCAUAACACUAGCCACCAUUUCUUUAGCAAAGAGACUAAACACAACUCACCUACUCUCUUCCAGCAGCUGCUUGUUUGUAGCGAGACCUCGAGCCAGUCCAUUUUGGACUGCUGCGGGGUGACGCAGCUCAAGGAAGAACACUUAUGAUCAUUACUUUAUCAUUUCCUUGAAGUAAUAAUCAUCAUAUUAGGUCUCGCUACAAACAAGCUGCUGCUGGAAGACAGUAGGUGAGUUGUGUUUAGUCUCUUUACUAAAGAAAUCAGGCAAAGUUAAAAAGAUGUUUGGUGGCUAGUGCUGUGGCUGUGACCCCAUAUGUACUGUUGAUGAAGUUAGGUGCUGUUCUGAGCAUUAUUUGUGGCUAUAGAGUGGCGUUUUGGUUGAGGUUUGUUUGUGGCUCCUCAGACCGCUGUGUAUUGCUAUCAUGCGGUCGUUACUAAAGUUGGUAUAACUAGAGAAGUAAGCAGUCGGCAACAUUCAACUCUCGAGUGGGUGUCUAACUCUGUGUUACAGUGUGUUUGACUCUAACUUAAUUUUACGCCGGAAUAUCCCUUUAAUAAAAGUGUGUGUGUGUGUGUGUGUGUGUGGGUGUGUUUGUUUAUGACCUCAGAGACGUCAGCUGAUGCGUGACGGCUUUGUGCUCGACACAAGCGACGGCGAACGCAGCCUGCGUCACCUCUUCCUCUACACUGACCUCCUGCUCUGCACCAGAUUCAAACCUGCAAGCAGAGGGUGAGUGCUGCAAGAGAAAGCAGAGGUGGCUUGUGGGAAAUAUACUCUUGGUUUUUAAGGUUUGACAUGCUUUUCUCUGUUCCAGAAAGCAGGACCAGUACAGGUUCUGCUGGUUUCUGCCUCUCGCCGGUUUGAAACUCCAGUGGGUUGCAGAGCAGGAGCGUUCGGCAGACGCCCAGCUUCGCUUACACUCCAUAAGAACUAAGAUGUACCACCUCAGGCAGCAGCUACGCCAGCACACAGUAUGUUUGAAACACGAGGGAUUAGCUGUUUUUGAGUAAAUCAGCGAAUCACUAACAUGGAUUUCUGUGUGAAUAAAGGGGUAUUUAGCGACUCGCAACAGAAAGAAGCUGGAGCAGAUGGAGCUGAUGCUGCUCAAACACUCACCUGUGUACAGACUGGAGCUGCACAGCCCCAGUGGAAAGGUAAGACACACAUAUAUAAACACCAUGAUGCUGAGAGGACAAGUAAAAUGAAACAAACUUUGUCUUCUGUUGUUUAUAGAGUCAAAGUCUCCUCUUCUCCUCCCUGUAUGAGCUCGAAGACUGGAGAGAGGCCGUCCACAAACUCACUACAGACAGUAAGUGUGAAAGCUGUUGACUGUAUGAAGCAAAAGAUGGCCGUCUUCAUAUUGGGGAUGCUAACCUAAUCAAGGUUUAAGCUAAUCUAGAAACCCUAAAGGAGAGGAGAGCAACAAUCAAUAGAUGGCAAUGGGCUGUAAACAUGUUUAUCUUGGCUAAAAAAGCCAACUCAGCCAAAUGGGCUCUAGUGGGACUUCCCCUGUGGACACUUGAGGAACUGCACUUAUAUCCACUUCUGCAUUAGCUUCAUUUUUCAACACCGCAGAGGUUCCUGUUUGGUGUAAACACAAAAUAUACCAGAGGAUGAUCUAAACAGUUAUUUUUAAAGAUCCUCAAACACUGGAAAACCCUCGUUACUCAAACACAUCUAAACUGUACGACAGUCGGUACGUCAUCAAACUGAUUUCCUGCUCUUUCGUCCUCUUUUCAGGAGGUUAGUAAUAAAGACUGUUUAGACUGUUUCUAGUAGAGACAACACUGAAUAAUAAAGAGGCUUCAAUAACCGCAGUAGUUUCUGAGCGGUAAAAACCACAGUGUGUGAAAAUGGACUGCUGCAGUGACAAGAUGAACAAGGGUGACUGGUGUGGAACAUGUUUUAAAAGUCUGCCUCCUCCCCUUUAUUAGUGCUGUGAAAACUGGGUUAAAAAAUGUUAAGAAGAAAAGAUGGGCCAAAAAAAUACUAAAAAAUAAAAAAAUAGAAAAUACAAAGUUACUCAAAGUUUUUAUUGUUAAUAAAAAUUAUAAAUGUGCACAGCCAACAAAAUUAAUGCUGAGACUGAAAACUUGUUAAUCACUCAUUUUAAAUCUGUUUUUAAGUAUUUUACAACAUUAUUAAUUAUUAGAAAAAACAAAAAGCACAUCACUUAACUGUAAUUAAGUCUCAUGAUUAUCAAAGUAGAGACAUUUAAGCAUUAUUAGGUGUAUCGUCUCAGUCAAAAAGGUGUCUUACAGUGAUGAUUGAAAUGCUCAGCUUGUGUCACACAAACAUGAGCACUAGACUGAAAAAACUCUGCUUUUAAUAUGAAAUUGAGUUUGUGAACUUUAUUUAUAUAGCACGUUUCACAGACAAAAAGUCAGAAAGUGCUUCACAUAAACAAAAAGUAAAAAAAGUAAUCUCAACUUUAAUCUAAUGCACUUAAAUAAUCCUCCUUUUGUGACCUGAUUGUUUUCUAUCUUUGCUCAGACCUUGAAACCGUCCCUCCAGACCUCCUCACCCUCACCAGUGCUUGUGUGAAACUGAGAAUGACGCAGCAGCCGCCACUGCACAGCUCACACGACGGUAAAACCACCGUCACGUUUACCUCUGUCCUCUUAUUUGGACCACAGAACCACAUCCUGGCAGGACUUAAUAACCCUUGCAGAACUCUUAUAAUGUCUCUUUCAUCCUGCUGUUGAUUGAAAUGGUUAAAUCCAAAAAACUUCAAGUUAAAAGUUGUUUUUCUGUCACCAGGCGGGGACGAGAAGGGUCUAUGUGGGACCCUGACCGUGGCGAUCCACUCUGCCUGUGGGCUGCAGCACCCAGCAUGUUUGUUUCAUACCCUUUUCUUCAAAUUAAACAGUUCUUGAGUUCCUCUUUCUGGUUAAAACUAAACCCUGUUUUGGUUUUCUUUCUAUUUUAGGCGUGUAUGUGUGUGUGGAAGUGGACGGGUAUGAAUUCUACGAUAAGCAAGCCCAAACACACUCAUCUGUCCGCAGUCUGAGCCCAUUCUGGGAUCAGGUUAGGAGCAUACUGGUCUCUAAAACUGAUGUAAAAGGCAGGUGAUUUGUCAGCUGGUCUGGUGGAGGUCUUCUUUACGUCUAGACGGACUUUAGUGGAUUUAAAAGUCAGAUCUGUAGCCGUGCUUUAAACCUGAUCAGCAGCUGUCAAAUCUCCUCUAAAUCCAGCUGGUAUCCACGAUCAAAGCACUUAAAAACCAGACGUGAUGCUUCUGGUUUUAACGUGUCAGUUUCUUCUUUUUUUGUGGUCAAACAGGAGCUGUCGUUCCAGGUGGACGGGGCAAAAGAGCUGAGGGUGAUCUGUGUGAGUCAGGGAGAUGGACAGGAUGAUACAGUCCUGGGAAAAGCUGCUGUUGGGGUAUAAAGAUUUGCUAAAAUUCAACUUUAACUGUAUUUAUUAUUCGAAAAAGCAAAUGUGGAGCUCUCAUCUGUGGUUUUCUCAUGUUUUUUUUAUGCCAUAGUUGGACGCUAAUACUUUAAAUAAGAAAUGGAGGAGACAGACUCUACACCUGGGCCAGGCGGAGCUGACCCUCUCUCUGAAGUACUGUUCCCACCCGCUUGAACCGCCCAGCUCUACAACUCAAACACAGCCUAUCUUCUGUGUCCCCAUCGAUACUGCAGCUCAGUAAGUCCCCGUUUGUUUUCUUUGAUUUAGUCUAGACUUGAGCGUGCGUCAGAGAAAGCUGUUGCAGAGUUUUAUUUCCUCAUAGAAAGGGAGCUUACAGGAAAGCAAAAGUGUGUCAAGACUGAAAUCUAAAUAGAGUGUUUUUUUUUUUCCCCUGAAUAUGCGUUCAUUUUUUCUCCAGACAGGAGGGGGUUUUGGUCCCUCAUGUUGUGCGCUGCUGUGUGGAGGAGGUGGAGAGGAGAGGCAUGGCUGAGGUCGGCAUCUACAGGAUAUCAGGGACAACAAGUGACAUCAACUCACUCAAGGCUGCGUUCAACAGCAGUAAGGAAACAUAAAACCAUAAAACCUUUGACUAUAAAGAGGUUUCAGACUCAGGACUGUGCAGGUUUUAGACUUUUUAGAAUGUUUCCAUAAGUGUUGGGAUGCAAAAUUACUCUUCUGCAACAAACUGAACUUGAGUAGUUUAGUUGAUUAUGUAUUAAUCCUCUGGAGAAUAUGACCAAAAUGGCACUAAACCCUAAAAAUAUUAUCGUUGUUCACUUUAAAUAGAUUAAAAUUACCUUGGACUAGCACUUCAGAAAAUGUGUGAUCAAAAAAAGUUACUGUGGUUCACCCUCUGGGAAGAGUGACUUUGAAAAGCACCAAAUUUUGACACCAUACCUAUAAAAGUCAAGAUUUUACACUUUUUUUAAAAACACUUUAAACAGAAAGAUUAUCCUUUAGAGAAGCGUACAAGGAAAAUAAGUAAGACAAAGUAAAAAGAAAAAGUAAUCGUGAUUCAUCCUCUGUGGAAUAUGACUUAAAUAGAUGUCAAUUUAACAUCACUCUUUAAAAAAACAAGAUUGUGCACUUUCACUUUCAAAAACUAUUGCCUUUGAGAAAAAAAAAAGUCCAAUUAAGUUAUUUUGGUUCAUCCUCUCGAGAAAAUGACUUUGGAAAUUCCCAAUUUUAACACAAGCCCUAUAAAAGUCAGGAUUUCACACUUUUUUCUUUAUACUUUUAACAGAAAAAUUAUCCUUUAGAGAAGUGUACAAGGAAAAUGUAUAAUGAAAAGUAAUUGUGGUUCAUCCCCCGGGGAAUCUGACUUUCAUAAAUUCCAAUUUUACAUCACUUAAUAAAAAAAAAAAAAGAUUGUGCACUUUUACUUUCAAAAACUAUUGCCUUAGAGAAAAAAAAAAGUCCAAUAAAGUUAUUUUGGUUCGUCCUCUGGAGGAAAUGACUUUAAAAAAGUACCACAUUUUUGCACCAGCCCUUAUAAAAAAAAACAAGAUUUUACACUUGUUUUUUUUUUUUUUUUACACUUUUAACAAAAAAUGUAUCCUUUAGAGAAAGUUUUUAAGGAAUAGUAAUUGUGAUUCAUCCUCUGGGGAAUCUGACCUUAAUAAUUGUCAAUUUUACAUCAGUAAAUAAAAAAUAAUAAAAUUUAGCAUUUUCAACAGAGCAGUGGUUCAACUUUUGCCUUGAGAAAAAAAACGUGUUCAACAAAGUAAUUAUGGUUCAUCCUCUGGAGGAAACGACUCCUAAAAAUACAAAAUUUAACACCAGCCCACACAAAGUCAGCAUUUUACACUCUUAGAAGAAAAAUUAUCCCUUGGAGAAACUCAUUAAAAAAAAACAACAACUUAUGAUUCAUCCUCUGGGGAAUGUGACUUUGUAAAGAAUAGAUCAGAAAUUAAAGUUCGUUGUAAAAACUGACUCAUCUAGACGGCUCACGAUGUUAUCAGUGCAGUGUUGACAGUGGUGACAGAUAUUCUCAUGCUUGUAAAGGAAGUGUGGUUGUCUUAAAAAGGUUAUUACUGAUCGUUAUCAUUUUGUGUGGUCUGCUCAGAUCUGCGGGAAGCUGUGACCAGGCUGAGGAGUUCAGAUGUCCACGCCGUCUCUGGGGUCCUCAAACUUUACUUGAGAGAGCUGCCAGAGCCCCUCAUACCUGCUGAGCUGUUUCAGAGUCUGGCCAACGCUCUGGGUAAGAGCAAACAUCAGCUUCACUGCAGCGUAGAGGGGUUUAAACUGAGGACGGUUAGAGGUUCGAGGAUGUUGGACUCCUCCUACUGCCUCUUAUUUUGUUAUUAAUAGGUUUGUGUGUGUGUGUCUGUGUUCAGAGGUCUUUUACUACAGAGUAAAAAAAAACAACCCUUUUUUUUCUUUCCUGUAGACAUCGCAGACAUGAACUCUCGCCUCAUUCCCAUGAUGUCUCUGCUGCAGUCCUGCCCUGACACCAACCGCCACACCUUCCUCUAUCUGCUGCACCAUCUGCAACGGUCUGACAGCAAUCACCCAACACAUCACUCCUACGUUUAAUAAAGAAGAUCUUUAAAACUUUAAAGCAAAACUUUAUAAAUAACUCUUUUGACUUUUUUUCUCUACAGAGUCUCUGAACAGCAAGAAGUCAACAAGAUGACCCUCCUGAAUCUGGCUACAGUGUUUGGUCCCAGUCUCUUACGCCCCCCUGUGGUUGGAGCGGGACAGGACGGCCCCACAGUCGAUAUCUCCCAAGAGGUGGUGGUUCAGGUGGGAGUUAAACAGAGGAAAGAUUAGUCUGCUGGAAACUAAAAAAAGAUGAUAAUAAUGAUGAUAAUGGAAAUGUUUGUAAUUCUGUCUGUUUUAAACAGUUUGAAAGUUUCUGUCAAAUUUAUUUCUUCAUAUUUUAUUUUAAUCUUUCCUACUCUAAAAAUUAAAUCAUAAAUGUUUAUCCACUAUAGGCACAUUAAGAUAAUUUUUAAAUUCACAGAUCACUCAUAUGUUAUCUAGUAACUUUUGAUUUAAUUAAGCAUUUCUAUAAGGAUAUGUGAAUCCCUCUCUGUAAAAUAAGGCUAGAUUAGUACUUCAAAAAAAAUGUUUUUCAAUUUUAAAUGAAUUCUUAAAAAAUUUAAAAUUUAAAACUAGUUAAAUUUAAUAUUUUUUUCUAAAAAAACAUAUGAAAAUAAAAUAAAAUAUCCAUAGUUUUGGAGGUUUUUAAAAUGUAUGUUUUUAACUCUUCUCAGUUGCCAAAAAGCAAAAACAUCUGGUUAAAAUACACAAAAUAUGUGCAGUGUUUGUAAAGCUUACUACAAUUUUAUAUUAAAAUAGAAUAAAAUAAUAGUUUUCAAAUUGUUCCGAUUUUGCAGCUCAUCCUGUCAGAUAAGAAAAGGAAAAGAUCAAAUAAGAUACGAUAAGAAAGAGAGAUAAAGGGAGAUAAAGUAAGAGAAGAAAAGGUUGAAGAAGAUACUAAAAAAUAAGAUAAAAUGAGAUACAAUAAAUAAAUGAAAGAUAAAAUAAUAUAAGAUGUUCUCCAUUUUUCCCACAGUGGGGACAUUUCCAUUGUUUACAGCAGUAGAGGAUCAUAGCAGACACAGAGGAACACAGAUGAUUGUAAAAACGUUAAGUUAGAAAAAUACUUAAGUUUUGGACUUGAUAAGAACUUUAGCAUUAAGACAAACUUUUUGAACCAUGUUGUUUCAGGCGUUUUAACUUCUGUUAGUAGAUCUCUAAACAGACAGAGAGAUCAGGAAAAAGACCCAUGAGGCAGCGACGACUGUGACCAGGAAUACAGCCUCUGUAGGCGGGUCGCUCCCAAACCUCUGAACCAGUCUGCAUCCUGAUUAUAGAGAGUUUCAACAAUAUCAUGAAAGACAUGAAAGUUAAAAUGACUUACUUUUUAAUCAGUUUGAUCCCGGGAAAGUUUGAAAACUGAAAAUCAACGUCAUCCUUUAUGUGCAGCAUUUUCUGAUACACUGUUUUUACAUUCUCACCUUGUGUCCGUGUUUCAGGUUCAAGUGGUUUUCAGCUACCUGCAGUGCAAUAACCUCCCUGAAGCUCAGACCUCUCUGCCUUAUGACACAGACAGCGAGGAUGAGACCACCCACGUGUGA
Molecule: messenger RNA, 10270 nt
Organism: Xyrichtys novacula (pearly razorfish)
Lineage: Eukaryota; Metazoa; Chordata; Actinopteri; Labriformes; Labridae
Source: the annotation of a GenBank genome assembly